UAUGGAAUGGCACAGUAAUGGAAAUAUUUGCAUUAAUUUUUUAUCAACACUGAUCUAUAUAAAAUCGUAUCACCAGCCUAAUUUGAAAAUAAAGUAUUGAUAAUCACUAGAUUGAUACAAAAUUUCAGUAUUCUGUAUAUGUAUUGCUUAUUAUUGAUAACCUCGAAGAAAAAUAUUACAACCAAAACAUAUCAUAUACAUAUGAAUGUAUAUGCAUAAUUGCUGUCUAACAACGCUGCCCAAAGGUUGUUGUUCUAUCAAUAAAGCUACUGCUUGAUCCGGCUGCGCCACACGUGGUAUUGAAGAAAAAUAUUUACUAAGAGGAUUGUCACCAUGCCGAUUUUACGAUAUUUUUCAACGAAUACAUGGAGCGAAUCGCACAAGCUGAGAUUACUGAAACAAUUGCAACAAAUAUCUGGCAAUAUUUUAUCACUGGAAGUAGAAAAGUGUUAUUAUGUGGAAUCUACUCCUUCUAUUGAGGUUGAUACAAAGGAGGAAUAUUUAUUACGCUGGUUACUCAAAGAUCCGCAGGCUGAUGUCUCUUCGUUGGAUUAUAAAAGCAUUUUGAUUGCACACCCUCAAUCUUAUCUCAUGGAAAUUGGUCCCCGCUUUAAUUUUUCUACUGCAUUCUCAACUAAUUGUGUUAAUAUAUGUCAAAAUGUUGGCUUAAAUAAUGUAAUACGCAUAGAGAUGUCUAUGCGCUAUCUUAUUGAGUUCAAUUCAACUCAAAUGAUGACACAAACAUUAAAGGCUCAGCUUUUUGAUUUGCUUAGUGAUCGCAUGACGGAAUGUGAAUAUACUGAAGAUAAUUUACCAAUAAAUAGUUUUAUUGAACAGCUUCCGAAAUGUCAAGAGCCUUGGUACCAUGUACCUCUUUUAACAGUUGGGCGACCAGCUUUGGAGAAAGUUAAUUCUGAAUUGGGUCUUGCAUUUAGCGACUGGGAUAUGGAUUACUAUACGCAUCUCUUUCAAGAAGUUCUAAGACGAGAUCCGUCUACUGUGGAACUCUUUGAUUGUGCUCAAAGCAACAGCGAGCAUUCUCGUCACUGGUUUUUUCGAGGCAAGAUGUUAUUGGACGGACAAGAAGAGCCUGACUCCUUAAUAAAAAUGAUAAUGAAUACUCAAAACUAUAGUAACACUAAUAAUACUAUAAAAUUCAGUGAUAAUAGCAGUGCGAUACGUGGCUUUAAGCAUAAAACAAUACGACCAGACAAAUUUUAUGAGCCAAGUUGCGUUAACUUGGUCAAAACAGAAUCAGAUUUAAUUUUCACAGCAGAAACACACAAUAUGCCAACAGCAGUGGCUCCUUUUAGUGGAGCUACCACCGGUACUGGUGGUAGAUUAAGGGAUGUCCAAGGUGUGGGACGUGGCGGUAUACCUAUAGCUGGAACGGCUGGUUAUUGCGUUGGUUGUUUAAACAUUCCAGGAUAUACACAAAGAUACGAGCAGAAUACUUUUGAAUAUCCUUCAUCUUUUGCCAAGCCACUUAAAGUUUUAAUUGAGGCAAGUAAUGGCGCAUCUGACUACGGCAAUAAAUUUGGUGAACCAGUAAUUGCUGGAUUCGCAAUUUCAUAUGGUCUCGAAAACUGGCUUGGUGAACGCCAAGAGUAUGUUAAACCCAUCAUGUUUAGUGGCGGAAUGGGCAUAAUGGACUCAAGAAUGCGUCAAAAAGUUGAUCCCAAAAGAGGAAUGCUACUAGUUAAAAUAGGUGGACCUGUAUACCGUAUUGGUGUAGGUGGUGGAGCUGCCAGUUCUGUAGAAGUACAAGGCUCCAGUAAUUCCGAUUUGGACUUCAAUGCCGUUCAGCGGGGUGAUGCUGAAAUGGAAAAUAAACUUAAUCGAGUUGUACGCGCCUGCAUAGAAAUGGGUGAUAAUAAUCCAAUAUUAGCCAUACACGACCAGGGUGCUGGCGGUAAUGGCAACGUUUUGAAGGAGUUAGUAGAGCCUGGUUUCGCUGGAGCAGUCAUAUUUUCGAAAGAAUUUCAAUUGGGUGAUCCUACCAUAAAUGCCUUAGAGUUAUGGGGUGCAGAAUAUCAAGAAAACAACGCACUGAUUUGCAAGCCUGAACAUCGUGAGGUAUUGGAAGAGAUUUGCUCACGUGAGCGCUGUCCAAUCAGUUUUGUUGGUGUUGUUACCGGAAAUGGAAGAGUGACAUUGGUUGAAAGUGAGGCUGAUUUUGAACGCGCUCUGGAGUUGGGGGAUAAUUUUAAUUCAUUGGGUGCUAUACCCUUUGAUCUUGAACUGAAGCAUGUACUUGAGGAUAUGCCAAAAAGAGAAUACAAAUUGGACCGUAUUCCAGAAAAGCUAAAACCGUUAUCAUUAAAUUCGGUUUUCAAUAAUUCCGAAUGCUUGAAGAGCGUGUUAAGUCAAUUGUCCGUAGGAAGCAAACGAUUCCUUACUAACAAAGUUGAUCGGUGCGUUACUGGUCUAGUGGCGCAGCAACAAUGUGUAGGACCGUUACACACUCCUUUAGCCGACUACGGCUUAACUGCAAUUUCAUACUUUGGUAAAGAGGGCAUAGCUACAUCCAUCGGUACUCAACCUAUAAAAGGCAUCCUUAGCGCUUCUGCAAUGGCACGUAUGUGCGUAGCUGAAGCUGUAUCCAAUUUGGUUUUUGUAAAAAUCACCGAAUUGGCAGAUGUUAAGUGCUCUGGAAACUGGAUGUGGGCAGCGAAAUUACCUGGAGAAGGUGCCCGUUUAUAUGAUACUUGCAAAGAAAUGUGUGCAAUGAUGAAGGAACUACAUAUUGCAGUUGAUGGCGGAAAAGAUUCGCUUUCUAUGGCUGCAAAAGUGAAUAAUGAAACUGUAAAGUCUCCGGGUACUCUUGUAAUUUCCACAUACGCACCUUGUCCAGACAUUACCGUAAAAGUCACUCCAGAUCUAAAGGGACCUGCAUUAGGAGAGCAAACUGCACUUGUCUGGAUUAACAUCGAAGGCAAGUUUCGUUUGGGUGGAUCCGCGCUAGCUCAAGCGUUUUCACAGCAAGGAGACGAGUGCCCAACAGUUUUGCGAAGUGAUAUUCUUGCUAAAGCUUUCAGCACUACACAAAACUUAAUAGAAGAGCAAAAGCUCUUAGCUGGACACGAUAUUAGUGAUGGUGGCCUUAUUGUAUGUUUAUUGGAAAUGGCAAUCGGAGGAUUGUCUGGAAUUCAAAUUGACUUAACCAAUGUGAUGGAGGCGUUAAAGAAUGCUCACAUCGAUAAAGCAGCAAAAAUGAUAGUUAAACCAGAAAUUGCUGUCUUAUAUGCUGAGGAGUGUGGUUGGGUGAUUGAGGUGCCAAUGAAUUUGCUAUCAGAAGUUCAAAAUAUCUUUACGAAUAAUGGCGUGCCAAACUAUUAUUUAGGUUCGACAUGUGGUCAUGGUCUCAAUUCGACCGUAACUAUUAAAAAUCAUUCCGAUACCAUUCUUCAUAGCGAUGUUAAAACUAUUUUCCAACAAUGGGAAAGAACAAGUUUUGAAAUAGAAAAGCUACAAUCCAAUCCAGAAUGCGCUUUGGAAGAAUAUAAUUCGUUGAAUUAUCGUUCCGCUCCUAAAUAUAAUUGUACUGUCGACUUAAAUGAAGAAAUACGUGCACUGCGGGCAACAACAGUAGUGAGCGUUGCUGUUAUUCGUGAAGAGGGCGUCAAUAGCGAUAGGGAAAUUAUGGCAUCUCUAAUGAAAGCCAAUUUUGAAGUUCACGAUGUCACUAUGUCCGAUUUGUUAUGCGGAAAAACUAAUUUGGAUCGAUACCGUGGCAUCAUAUUCCCUGGAGGAUUCAGUUAUGCCGAUACUUUGGGUUCCGCUAAAGGUUGGGCCGCCAAUAUCAUGUUUAGCGACUUACUUGCUCCGCAAUUUGAAGCAUUCAAACGUCGUCAAGAUGUCUUUUCUUUGGGAGUUUGCAAUGGUUGUCAACUCAUGGCCUUAAUCGGGUGGGUAGGAAACGUUACCAUACCCAACAAACAAGUUAUUGACAUGCCGGAUGUUGCCGUUCUUCAUAAUAAAUCGGAGCGCUUUGAAUGCCGCUGGACAACAAUACGCGUUGAAGAUAGUAUAUCUAUAAUGCUGAGUAAAUUGAAGGGUUCAGUUUUGGGUUGUUGGAUAUCUCAUGGUGAAGGCAGAUUUUCAUUCCGUAAUACAGAAAUUUUGAAUUCACUCAAAUCAAAUCGAUGCGUUGCUAUAAAAUAUGCCGAUGACAUGGGGAACGCGACUGAAAUAUAUCCAAUGAAUCCCAAUGGAACUGUUGAUGGCAUAGCAGGUCUAUGCUCAGAGGACGGCCGUCACUUGGCACUCAUGCCACAUCCGGAACGAUGCAGCGCCAUGUUCCAAUGGCCCUAUGUCCCAGCUGACUUCAAAAUUAAUUCCGUAGAAAGCCCAUGGCAAAUCAUGUUUAAUACAGCCUAUGACUGGUGCAGUAAAUAACUGAAUAUUUAAAUUUGUGUUCUUAUAAAAACUUAUUUUUUAUAUUCCGUUUUUUAACUGCUAAUUAUACUAUGUCUUGUAAUUUCUAUAAUUUUGAUGAUUAAAAAAACCAAUAUAUAUACUAAUUAA
Zeugodacus cucurbitae (melon fly) is the source of this 4527-nucleotide messenger RNA. RefSeq names its product phosphoribosylformylglycinamidine synthase (gene Pfas). The transcript is spliced from 8 exons. Gene Ontology annotation, molecular function: phosphoribosylformylglycinamidine synthase activity. Bases 334 to 4398 code for a protein of 1354 amino acids. The record is from RefSeq and is a predicted model, not a curated record. NCBI's taxonomy places the organism in Eukaryota, Metazoa, Arthropoda, Insecta, Diptera, Tephritidae. Gene Ontology annotation, biological process: 'de novo' IMP biosynthetic process.